UAGGAUGUCCAAUAUCUGGAUAUUGAUUACAUGGAUAACUUUAAAGAUUUCACUUAUGAUUAUGAUCACUAUCGAAAUCUGCCAUCUUUCAUAGAUGAGAUUCAUGAUAAAGGAAGAAAAGUUAUAAUCAUAUUAGAUCCAGCAAUAGCUAGUAAUAAAACUUUGAAAUCGAACUAUCCAGCUUUAGAUGUUGGCAUCAAUAGAGAUAUCUUUGUCAAAAUAAAUGAUACAUAUAUAGAGGGAAAACUUUGGGCUGGCAAAUCAUAUUUUCCUGAUUUUUCCCAUCCUCAAGUCCGACCUUAUUGGACUCAGAUGUGUGCAGAGUUCCGAAAAGCUGUUCGAUUUGAUGGCUUAUGGCUAGUAAGUAUGAAACUCUGCUUUUAA
Messenger RNA from Stegodyphus dumicola, 384 nucleotides. RefSeq names its product lysosomal alpha-glucosidase-like. Gene Ontology annotation, molecular function: alpha-1,4-glucosidase activity; carbohydrate binding. The record is from RefSeq and is a predicted model, not a curated record. Gene Ontology annotation, biological process: carbohydrate metabolic process. Lineage: Eukaryota; Metazoa; Arthropoda; Arachnida; Araneae; Eresidae.